This is a messenger RNA of Trematosphaeria pertusa, 2136 nucleotides long. Its product is annotated as ATP-dependent RNA helicase DBP3. Lineage: Eukaryota; Fungi; Ascomycota; Dothideomycetes; Pleosporales; Trematosphaeriaceae. Gene Ontology annotation, cellular component: nucleolus. The transcript is spliced from 2 exons. Gene Ontology annotation, biological process: rRNA processing. Gene Ontology annotation, molecular function: RNA helicase activity; ATP binding; RNA binding. Bases 36 to 1937 code for a protein of 633 amino acids. The record is from RefSeq and is a predicted model, not a curated record.
GAAUUCCAACCGCUUAUACCAAACCGACGAUCAAGAUGGGGAAGCGAGCAAUUUCAGAUGUGGUAGCCGAUGACGACGCGACCGUCAAGCUGGACUCUUUGUCUCGAAAGAAGAGCCGCAAAGACAAGAGCGAGAAGCGCCGAAAGCAUACCACAGACACCGAAUCCGUACCCACAAGCAAUGGAACUACUACGCCUAUAGAAGAGCAGGAGGCAGAAUUGCCAAAUGAGGAUGGAAAUGAGGAGAAACUCUCAAAAGCCGAGCGGAAGGCAGCGAAGAAGGCAAGACGAGAGGCAAAGGAAGCGAAGAAGGCAGCGAAGUUGCGCUCGGAGACAGAUGCUACAGAGACCACGACGAAUGGAGUAGAAGAAGACGAAGCUGCUGCCAAAGCCUCCAAGAAAGCGGCGCGGAAGGCAGAGAAGAAGCGAUCGAAGAAAUCGGCUGAAGUUGGAGGAGACAACAAUUCCACCACCGCAUCCUCGAAAAUCACUUCGGAAGCUACCUCUACAGUCGCCUCUAGAGUAGAAUCCUCUGCGACUAGCCCAGAGCCAGUCGCGGACUCUGGUAGUUACUCUUACAUUGAAGCCAAGGAACUGACCGCACUUUCUCAGUCAGAGGUUGACUCCUACCUGACCACGCAUUCAGUCACGAUCGACGAUCCCCUACCCUCUGCUAGAAAGCUCCGCCCGAUUAUUAAGUUCUCGUAUGUACCUGUCACCGACGAAUCCCAGCGAGCGCCGUUUGCCUCGUUCACCGCGCCCACACCCAUACAGGCAGCAGCAUGGCCGUCUCUACUGUCAGGGAGGGACAUGGUCGGAGUCGCAGAAACUGGCUCUGGCAAAACACUCGCAUUCGGAGUGCCCUGCGUCAAGUUUAUCUCCUCUUUGCCAAAGAAACAGCAAAAGGGCAUAAAAGCAGUCAUCGUGUCGCCAACACGAGAGCUGGCUGUGCAGAUCCACGACCAAUUGGUGCAGCUAGCCACGCCGGCAUAUCUACAAGUGGUUUGCGUAUACGGAGGUGUGCCGAAAGAACCCCAGGUGAAGGCCGCUCGCACGGCACACAUUGUAGUUGCUACACCGGGUCGCUUGAAUGACCUGAUCGGAGACGGCUCCGCAGACCUCAGCAAAGCUGAGUUUGUCGUACUGGACGAGGCGGAUCGAAUGUUGGACAAGGGCUUCGAGGAGGCUAUCCGGCAGAUUAUCCAGUGCACGCCGAAGAAGCGACAAACGCUCAUGUUCACGGCCACUUGGCCGCCGUCAGUUCGCGAGCUGGCAGCUACCUUUAUGCAGUCACCAGUGAGGAUUACCAUCGGCGACAAUGUAUCGGGGGAACUGCGUGCCAACACGCGCAUCAAACAGUUGGUCGAAGUGGUUGAUCCUCGCGGUAAAGAGACUCGCUUGCUUCAGCUACUGAAGCAGUAUCAAUCAGGCAAGAGCAAGGAUGACCGCAUUCUUGUCUUUUGCUUGUACAAGAAGGAGGCUGUACGAGUGGAGAACUUCAUUCGCAUGAAGGGCUUUCGGGUCGGAGGUAUCCAUGGUGACCUCAGCCAGGAUAAGCGAACUGCUUCUCUGCAAGCCUUCAAGGCCGGCGAUGUGCCGCUGCUUGUAGCGACUGAUGUCGCUGCACGAGGUCUUGAUAUUCCGGCUGUCAAGCUCGUCAUCAAUGUGACGUUCCCGUUGACAGCUGAGGAUUACGUCCACCGGAUUGGUCGGACGGGGCGCGCUGGCAAAGAGGGUCUUGCAAUCACGCUUUUUACCGAGCACGAUAAGGCUCUUUCUGGGGCCUUGAUCAACGUGCUCAAAGCUGCAAACCAGCCCGUUCCCGAAGAACUCCUCAAGUUCGGCACUACUGUGAAGAAGAAGGGACACGAUGCAUAUGGUGCUUUCUACAAAGACGUUGAUAUGACUAAGAAGGCGACUAAGAUAUCUUUCGAUUAGUUAUCUGAAGUCUCAGGAACUCGUGCAUCUCGGCGAGGUGAAUAUGCGAGUUCGUUCCAUAUCAGUAGUAACGGGCGCCUUGGGCAAUGCAGCAAAAGUUUCGAAUUGAAGUCGACAGUUCUUAGAUGGCUGAUGGAAUAAACAUCUGAUUUGCGGGAUCCUUUCCGAAGGCGUCUCAGCUGCGCUCACCUCUCUUAGG